GGGCGCCGCCCACCCUGACUUUUUGAGUUAAAAAACGUUAUAUAUACAACAUAAUUGAAAUAAGAAAUGUACCGUGUUUAUGGGUUAAAUGUGUAUGGGAGACCACUGUCAAGAACCGCUAAAAUGUGUCCGGACAUAAUAUAUUGCCAUUCGCCUUUUCUGAGAAUAGGCAGGUCGGCUACCGUCCGUGGGCGCCGAUAACAUGGGAGUCUAUGGGAGAGCUUAUACUUUUCUCAGUCAUUUUAGCAAGGAUAGCUUUUCAUUGGGGGAUGAAACUUAGAUCUGUGGGCGCUAAUCUUUGCGCCCACAGCCAAUGGCAUUGUUUCUUAGUUCAAUGUGACAUUCUUAGAUACGCGAUUGGACUAUUUCGGCGAAUCAGCAUCGUUAUCAUUCCCUAACCACAAGCGUAAAGAGCAGCACCGUAGCUAGCUGAAACUUAGAUUGAGUGAAUAUGGCGACAUCGAUGGCUGAGAACUCCGUGCAAGCUCUACUUAAAACACCGUUUCAUCGACUAUCAGAUGUCGAAAAGAAGAAAUUGAAAGACUUGGGACCCGAGCGUCCGGAUUUAAACAUUCAACAGACGACCACUGAUCGCGGGAGAACCUACACUCGGACUUUCUCCUCAAACUUGUAUGCUAAGCGGAAUUGGUUAGCUGGUUGUACAGUGAGCAAUGCCUUUUUUUGUUUCCCUUGUCUGUUAUUUCAAAGUCCUGGGACUGAAACACUUUGGACUACAACCGGAAUGAAGGAUCUAAAGCACUUCACACAAAAAUGUAAGAAGCACGAAUGUGGCCGCAGCCACCUAACCAACUGUCUUAAGCUAAACCUCUUUGGAAGACUGAGCAUUGCCGAGCAGCUGGAUGAAGGAUACCGAAUUGGCAUUCGGAAACAUAAUGAAGAGGUGAGAAAAAACCGACACAUCCUCUCCAGAAUAAUAGACUGUGUGAAGUUCUGUGGUGCCUUUGAGUUGGCCCUUCGUGGCCAUGACGAGAGCGAAAACUCGGAGAACCCAAGGAUUUUUCGUGGCUUGGUGGACGUCGUUGCAUCACUGGACGGUGUACUGAAAGAGCAUCUGGAGAGCGCAACUGUCUUUAAGGGAACAUCCAAAACAGUCCAGAAUGAACUUCUUGACUGUAUGCUGUCUGUUGUGAGGGAAAAGAUCAUCAGUGAAGUUCAAAGCAGCGAUUUUCUAUCGAUCCAAGCAGAUGAAACCACGGACAUUAGCACACAAGCCCAACUUGUGCUUGUGCUUCGCUACAUCAACGAUAAGAAUCUGGUGGAAAGAUUCUUUGAGUUCAUCCCUCUGCAGUCGGCUACAGCAGAGACCAUUGCCGAUGCUUUAAAAGAAUGCCUUGCUGCCAUCCUCCCAGGUGAGCAGAAAAGUAAACUCAUCUGCCAGGCAUAUGACGGUGCUAGUGUAAUGAGGGGUGCCACUUCAGGAGUUCAGAAGAGAAUCCGGGAUGACUACCCAACAGCCCACUAUAUCCACUGCUAUGCCCAUCAGCUCAAUCUUAUCAUGCAACAGGCUACCUCCCACGUAGUCAAAGUCAAAAACUUUUUUUCCGACCUGGGUGGAUUUUCUGCGUUUUUUUCAAGAUCCCCCAAGCGGACCAGUGUGCUUGAUGAGGUAGUGGCCCAUAGACUACCAACAGCCAGCACUGUGAGAUGGAACUUUCACAGCCGUGCCGUCAAUACUGUGUUUGAGCAAAGAGAACACCUCGUUGAAUGCUUUGAAAGAAUUCGAGCAUCAGGUGGCUUUGAUGACAAGACCAGCCAAGAAGCAGGAGGCUACAUCAGGCUACUGGAGGAUCCUCAGUUCAACUUCUUCCUGCAACUGUUUCAUAAAAUAAUGCCACACGUGGACGUCCUCUAUGCCAAGCUCCAGAAGAGAGACAUAGAUUCAGUCCAUAUAGAAAGAUGCAUCCAGCAGUUCCAAGAGGACAUACAAAAAAUCAGAGAUUCUCUCCAUGCAAUGGUGGUGGAGCAAAGCAGUGGCUCUCAGCAGCCGAGGAAGCGCCGGGCUGUGUCGGAAGAUGAGCUUAGAAGGAUUGCUGCUGAGGUAUGUGACACCAUACUUGGACACACCAAGGAACGCUUUGCCUUCAAAGACCACCUCAUCAGUGCCACCUUACUGCAGGGCAACCAGUUUGAAUGCUACCUCAAGGUAUUCCCUGAAGUUGCUUUGGCCACCACAUUGAAGGCCUAUCCAAUUCUGGAUGGAGGCAAGCUGAAGACAGAGCUUGGCCUCAUCUAUGGCACAGACGAAUUCAGAUCCUGCCGUAGUGCUGUGGAUCUUUUCCAGUUGUUCAUGGAAAACAAUCUAUCUGAGGUAUUUUCAGAGACAGUUACACUGCUGAAAAUCAUGAUCACAACUCCCAUGACCACUGCUGAGGCUGAGAGGUGUUUUUCAACUCUGAAAAGGAUUAAAACCUUCCUCAGGAACACCAUGAGUCAGGAGAGACUGAAUGCCUUAGCCAUGCUCUCAAUGGAAAAAAGGCUGGUCACAGACAUGAUUGACUUUAACCAGAGAGUUAUUGAGGAAUUUGCCAGCUUGAAAGAGAGGAGGGCUAAAUUUCUUUACAAGUAGU
Eleginops maclovinus (Patagonian blennie) is the source of this 2588-nucleotide messenger RNA. RefSeq names its product zinc finger MYM-type protein 1-like. The record is from RefSeq and is a predicted model, not a curated record. The transcript is spliced from 3 exons. Lineage: Eukaryota; Metazoa; Chordata; Actinopteri; Perciformes; Eleginopidae. The coding region runs from base 452 to 2587 and encodes 711 amino acids. Gene Ontology annotation, molecular function: protein dimerization activity.